GUUGUCGUCUUCUGCUCCUCCCGCUUCUUGUUCCCAUUCGAAAACACGCAGAGCGAUUUCCAGCGGCCUGCGGCGAUUUCGUAUAAUCGAUCUAUACAUACACAAUCUCCGUAUACUGUAAUAAUCCCUUUCUCAAUCAAUCCCUUCAUCUCUCUCUCUUCCUCUCUCCCUGGCGUGCGCUUUGCCUCGCGUAGGCAGUAAGUCAAGGUCGUUUCAGCGGGAGUGAGCUUUCAGUGGAGUGGAGGGAGGGCGCCGCAGAGGAACCCUAGCUCGGGGUUUGGAGUGUCCAUCGGCUGGUUCGGCUGCGAGGUUGCAAAGAAAUGGCUAUGGAGAUCACUCAGAUUCUGCUAUCUGCUCAAGCACUUGAUGCAAGAGUCAGAACUGAAGCUGAGGCUAGCCUUAGGCAGUUCCAGGAGCAGAACCUGCCUGCUUUUCUUCUGUCCUUGUCUUUUGAGCUGGCAAACAAUGACAAACCUAUUGAAUCUCGCCGGUUGGCUGGUAUUAUUCUUAAGAAUUCCUUAGAUGCAAAGGAUGCUGCCAGGAAAAACUUGCUUGUUCAACAGUGGGUUGGAAUCGAGAUUUCCGUUAAGUCUCAAAUCAAGGAAUUGCUUUUGAGGACCCUUGGCUCAUCUGCUCAUGAGGCAUGGCAUACUUCUGCACAAGUGAUUGCAAAAGUUGCUUCCAUUGAGAUCCCGCAGAAGCAAUGGCCUGAACUAAUUGGGGCAUUGCUCAACAACAUGACACAGCGAGAUCAGCCUGCAUCCCUCAAGCAGGCAACACUGGAAACUCUUGGAUAUGUAUGCGAGGAGAUAUCACACCAGGAUCUGGCGCAAGAUGAAGUGAACACUGUUCUCACUGCGGUGGUUCAAGGUAUGAACCUUGCUGAGCAUAGCCCUGAAGUUCGACUUGCAGCAACAAGGGCACUUUGUAAUGCUCUGGCAUUUGCUCAGACAAACUUUGAUAAUGAGAUGGAGCGCAACUAUAUAAUGAAAGUGGUCUGUGAAACUGCCAUGUCCAAGGAGGCGGAGAUCAGGCAAGCAGCUUUUGAAUGUCUUGUUUCCAUAGCAUCAUUAUACUAUGAGCUGCUGGAACCUUAUAUGCAGACCCUCUUUGAACUGACAUCAAACGCUGUGAAGGGAGAUGAAGAGGCAGUGGCCCUCCAAGCAAUUGAGUUUUGGAGUUCCAUUUGUGAUGAAGAGAUAGAACUUCAGGAUUAUGAGUCUCCUGAGGUUGGGGAAUCUGGCGCCCCUCAUUCAUGCUUCAUAGAGAAGGCUCUGUCAGUUUUGGUUCCUAUGUUGCUGGAAACUCUGUUGAAGCAGGAAGAAGAUCAAGACCAGGAUGAUACUGUCUGGAAUUUAUCCAUGGCAGGUGGGACCUGUCUGGGUCUUGUUGCUAGGACCGUUGGAGAUGCCAUUCUGCCUCUUGUAAUGCCCUUUGUUGAGGAGAACAUAAAAAAGCCUGACUGGCAUUGUCGUGAAGCUGCCACUUAUGCAUUUGGUUCUGUUCUUGAAGGCCCCACUGCUGAGAAGCUCUCUCCUCUGGUCAAUGCAGGCUUGGAUUUUCUCCUUAGUCUCAUGAAGGAUGAAAAUAGCCAUGUUCGGGACACGACUGCAUGGACCCUUAGCCGUGUUUUUGAGUUAUUGGAUAUUAUAUCUUCUGAGAAUCUUCAGAAGGUGGUCAUAGUAUUGCUGGAGAGUAUAAGGGAUGCUUCCCACAUUGCAGAGAAGGUAUGUGGAGCAAUCUAUUUCCUCGCCCAGGGGUUUGAAGAUUCUGAAAGCAGUUCUCUUCUCUCACCUUACUUGAUGGACAUGAUCACUGGUCUUCUUAAUACUGCUGAUCGCACGGAUAGCAGUGACUCCAAGUUGAGGUCAUCUGCUUAUGAGACCAUAAACGAGGUGGUCAGGUGCUCCAAUCUUGCGGAGUCAUCUCAAAUCAUAGUCCAGCUGCUUCCUGUGAUCAUGAAUAAGUUGCAGCAGACCUUGGAGCUCCAGAUCAUGAAAUCCGAUGACAGAGAAAAGCAGGGUGAUCUGCAAGCAUCUCUUUGCGGAGUUCUUCAGGUCAUCAUCCAGAAACUUAGCAGUACCGAUGAGACAAGACCUGCAGUAGUUCAGUUUGCUGAUCAGAUCAUGGCACUGUUUCUCAGUGUGUUUGCUUGCCAUAGCUCUACUGUCCAUGAGGAAGCAAUGCUCGCAAUUGGUGCUCUUGCUUAUGCUACUGGUGCGGAAUUUUUGAAAUAUAUGCCUGAGUUCAGCAAGUACCUGCAGAUGGGUUUGCAGAAUUUUGAGGAGUACCAGGUCUGUUCCAUCACAGUGGGGGUUGUCGGAGACAUUUGCCGAGCUUUGGAUGAUAAGAUCUUGCCCUUCUGUGAUGGUAUCAUGGAACUUCUUCUCAAAGAUCUCCAGAGCGACAUGCUCCAUCAAUCUGUGAAGCCAGCGAUAUUCUCUUGCUUUGGAGAUAUUGCUCUUGCAAUAGGGGAGCAAUUCGAGAAGUAUGUCCAUCAUGCGCUGCCCAUGAUGCAACAAGCGGCUGAGAUUUGUGCCCAGAUCGACCCAAGCGAUGAGGAGCUGAUGGAAUAUGGGUACCAGCUCAAGCGUAGCAUUUUCGAAGCAUACUCAGGAAUCCUCCAAGGGUUCAAGGAUACUAAGUCUGAGCUCAUGUUGCCCUAUGCUUCUCAUCUCUUGCAGUUUAUCGAGCUGGUCUGCAAUGACAAGCAGAGGGAUGAGAGCGUGACGAAGGCUACAGUUGCCGUGAUGGGCGACCUUGCCGAUGCCCUAGGCUCAAAUACAAAGUUGUUGUUCAGGGACUGCGUGUUCUACAUUGAUUUCUUGGGGGAGUGUCUUCAGUCAGACGAUGAGCAACUCAAGGAGACGGCAACUUGGACCCAAGGAAUGAUUGGGCGGGUCAUGGUCUCAUGAGGUGAAGCAAAGCUCUUCGGGUCACUAGGGUUUAAAGGUUCAUUCUUCUUGAAUGCACAUCUUCAUGUGGUUUCUCGUAAGGUUCUUUUUAGGAAACUCGGAACAAAAAGCAAAGUGUUGUUAUGUGUCCCUAUUUGUGCGGGUUUUCCAGAAGUUCUGGACCGAUGAGAUUUUGUUUUGUCAAAUUGUUAGGUGAGGGUUAGAAUGGAUGGGGAAAUUCUGUUGGGUGGCGGUCUGUUAUGGGGGUUACCCCUUUUUUAACUUUCUUCAGUUAACAUGUCCACUGAUCGGUGGUUUUGUCCAGUCAUUCUUCGGUCUGAAAUUCUGUUUAUGUUGCGGUCGGUGGGCACCGGUUAGUGCUUCUUCAAUGCAAAUCUGUUUAAAUCUUCAGGUGUUCCGGAAUUUCAAAUGUUGUUCUUGUGCUUAUAGAUGGAUUUGAAAUCAAAAAUUGCAGGGAAAGCUCCUGCAGAUUGUUC
Molecule: messenger RNA, 3391 nt
Organism: Punica granatum (pomegranate)
Lineage: Eukaryota; Viridiplantae; Streptophyta; Magnoliopsida; Myrtales; Lythraceae
Source: RefSeq, a predicted model, not a curated record